AUGACAGACUUUUGGUUGAUUUCUGUCCCACUGGACAAGACCAGCUUAACCAGCGUGGAGAAACUGAAGCGCACCAUUACUAAAACCCACCUGGGCUCAUGCUGGAGGUUCUCCAUCCCAGAUCUGAAGGUGGGAAUUCUGGACAGUCUGGUCAGAGUGUCAGAUGAUCUGUCAAAACUCGACACGCUGACUGAAAGUUUGAUCAAAAAAACCUGCCAGUGCUUGAAGGAGGUGAUGGAGCCAACAGGGGACAAAGUUCAGGAACACGACUUAACCAACGGAGACCACAGGAUGAAUCAAAAGAGUGCAGCUCUGUCACCACUAAAAACUUACCUCGCAUCUCUGAGAGUGGACCUGAUGAACCGGGUCACCAAAUUUCAGUGGGACAAAGCCAAGUAUCCCACAGCUCUGCCGCUCUCCACCCUGACAGAUAUCAUCAACAAGGAAAUAUCACAGGUGGAGACUGAGCUCAGAUCCCGAGCGACAGCCUACAACAGCCUAAAAGCCUCCUUGCAAAGCCUUGAACUCAAUCUAAAUGGAAAUUUACAAACUCGCAGUCUGAAUGAUGUUUUGAGGAAAGACGACCUGGUUGUCUCUGAGUAUCUAACAACUCUGUUGGUGGUGGUGAGCAGAGAAAAAUAUCUGCAGUGGGAGAAAAGCUAUGAAUCCCUGUCAGAGUUUGUGGUUCCGCGGUCGAGCAGGAAGAUUUUUGAGGACGGAGACGGGGGAAUCUUUACGGUGACGCUUUUCAAGCGAGCUGUGUGUAAAUUCAAAGCCAAAGCUCAGGAGAGCAAGUUCAUUGUGCGGGACUACAGCUUUGAUGUGGAGGAGAGGAAGCAACAGGAGAUCAUGAAGCUCACUGUUCAUAAAAAGGAUCAGUAUGGGAUCUUUGUGCGUUGGCUGAAGGUGAAUUUCACUCAGGUGUUCAUUGCCUGGAUUCACUUAAAAGCAUUGAGAGUUUUUGUGGAAUCAGUACUCAGGUAUGGACUACCUGUGAACUAUCAGGCUUUACUCCUGGAAACGGACAGGAAGCGUUCAAAGAAGCUGAAGGAGGAACUUUCCUCACUGUUUGUACAUUUGGACCCCACUGCCAGCAUGAAGGAGGUGAGCUGUGACAUCCCAGGGCUCUGCCAGCAGGAGUACUCCUCCUACAUCUGCUUCCACAUCGGCACCAACAUGCUGGAGAUUAGCAAGCCGUCAACAACAUGACCCGACAGACAAGCAGCACUUUAUCAACCUCAGGCAGUCAGGGCCUGAAAGGCAGCAUUAUUAUUAAAAGCUACCUGUCUCAGAACAACAUCUUGCACAUAAUAAUGAGCUGUGUACAUAAAAACCUCAUCUUUUUUGGAGGAAAGAAGUGUAAAUAUUAUCUUCAGGGAAUGGAUGUCACAUUCUUGUCACAAGAAUUCUUAACUUUGUAAAUAACUGAAUGUUUUCUAGGAAUCUGAAGCUUCCAAUUGGCA
This is a messenger RNA of Xiphophorus maculatus (southern platyfish), 1463 nucleotides long. RefSeq names its product V-type proton ATPase subunit C 1-B (gene atp6v1c2). Gene Ontology annotation, biological process: proton transmembrane transport. Bases 1 to 1209 code for a protein of 402 amino acids. The transcript is spliced from 13 exons. Lineage: Eukaryota; Metazoa; Chordata; Actinopteri; Cyprinodontiformes; Poeciliidae. The record is from RefSeq and is a predicted model, not a curated record. Gene Ontology annotation, cellular component: lysosomal membrane; vacuolar proton-transporting V-type ATPase, V1 domain. Gene Ontology annotation, molecular function: proton-transporting ATPase activity, rotational mechanism.